Molecule: messenger RNA, 8999 nt
Organism: Pseudo-nitzschia multistriata
Lineage: Eukaryota; Bacillariophyta; Bacillariophyceae; Bacillariales; Bacillariaceae
Source: the annotation of a GenBank genome assembly
AUGACUAUAUUUGUGUGUAAAUUCCCUUUGAUUCAUGUGCUUAUCAUUGUUAAGCGUCCCCUGGGGACAAAUAUAUAGCUGUUUGAGUGAGUUGAACCUCUCUUAAUGUUCUAUGUGUUUUCUACUGUGUGUGGAUUUUGGGCCAUCUAAUUACCGUGUAAUGCAUCGUGGGAUUAAAAAUUAAAAGCUUGUACCAGUAGGGCUAGCUACAGCAUGCGGGUGCAGGCGAAACUAUUUUGGUUGCACAACUGGUUGGAUUAUCAAAUUCAACACUAAUGAGCACGUGCAUUUGUACUAUGAAUUUAGUUCUUUAGUCAAAGUAAUCAUUACACACAAAAAUAAGGGCCCAAAAUCUACAACUGGAUCAUAGAUUUGCUAGCCAACUCUAUACAAUGUAUAUAUACCUCAACCAAAACAUUUUGUGUUAAAAUAAGACUGGUUUCAUAUUGAAUUCAUUAAUUGAUAUUAUAGAUAUAUUCAUCUUGUUGGCAAGGAUUUGAACCAUAUAUAGGCUCAUAGGGGUUGUACAUGAUGUUCCUGCAGUGUAAAAAAUGCCACUCUUUUUUUUGGUAAGAAAGCAGAGUUAGGUGGCACCAAGAAAGAUAGCAGGGGAAUGCAAUGCAAAUAAAUUACUAGUAAAAGACAAACACUUGGGUCUGGAUACCCAAGUGUGAAAUUCAAUCAAUGAGCUGAUGAGCAGUACUACUACUGGCAAUAGUACUAACAAUGCUAGUAGUAGAAUGCAAUUCCUGGAACAUAAUGUUCCAGUACAGGAGAGUGAUUGCAGAUUGGAGCAGGAGGUGGUGGAAAUGAGGACAGCAAGAAAAAGCAGAACAACAAAUUGAUCAGAUCAGCCAAAACAUAGGAGCAAGUAGUGAGGAUCCUGAGUACUACAUUUCAAAGUCCCAGAAAAAAAUCCAACCAAGAGAAUAUUGAACAAAACAUCAAAGGAACAUCACAAAUUCCAAUCAGCCAUCUGCUGGUGCUUGGUGUUUUGGCAUUGACAAAGCAAAUUUUUUAUUAGACCAUUUAAUGCAAGAUUACAUUCUUUGUUGUGGAAGCUAGCUGCUUUUAUGAAGCCAUGAUAGUAGUAUUAGCCUCUGCUCCUGUGUCAUUCCAAGCUGUGCACAGAAGUUACAAGUGGUGGAGUGGAGUUAUGAUGGUCUUGAUAGUACUAGUAGUACUACCACAAAUCAUUUUAAGUUGCUUAUUGGUGACCUCCUGUCCCUGGUGGCUGGUAGUACUACUAUUUCUUACUGUGGUGGAGGUGGUUCAAGCAGUCUUAGUACUACUAUGUGACAUAGUACUAGUACUUCUAUCAUUUGUAGUCCUAGUCAGUGACAGGCACCACCAGGAGAUGUCUGCUUGUUUUCUUCACUGCUGCUGCUUGUAGUACUGCUAACUACUACUAGUAGUACUAGUACUCCUAGUACUACUAGCUAGCAGAGGAUAGUUCUACUAAUAAUAGUAGCAGCAUUACUGCUUGUGUUACUAUUAAAAGUUCUACUACUAGUACUAGUACUAGUACCAGUUCUAGUACUAGUACUACUACUACGUCACAGUAGAAUGCAACACCAACAACAGGAGGAUAUUGAACAGCACCAGACCAGAAAGCAAUUCUGUUUCAUACAACACAAGCUCUCCUGCUGGCCAACAAUUACUAGUACUAGUAGCAGUAGCUAGUACUACUAGUAAUGUUACUACCAUUCUGUAAGCAGUCUACUACUAGUAGUAUUGUCCAUAGGAUAGUAUCAGAUUGUGGGUAUGGUUCGUACCUAUGACAAAUACAUAUGACACAUAUCUAUGAUUCAUACACACUCUUCAUUCAUGACUCAUUUGAUCCGAUGGAUCUGCAUGAUUGACUUGACUCAUCUGCUGACUCACUCACGUGACUGACUUGACUCAUUCAAUUCACACAUCACUUGAUCUUCAUUCUGAUCAAUUUUAGAUUUCAUAGUUUGUUGAUCAUCCUUGAUAGUAAGAGCAUUGACUCACUUUUCUUCUAGCACUUGAUUUACAUCACUAUUAGAUAGUACUAGUAACUCCCACAGGUUGUUAUGAAACCCUUCCAAUAAAAAUCACCAUCACCUUUACAUCACCAUUAGAUAGUCACUCCCACAACUACUACUAGUAGUAGUACUACUACUAGGAGCGCUAGUAGUACUACUAGUACUAGUAGAUUCUUGUUCUUCCUGGUGACACCACCACCAGCAGUUGCUGGUGGUGGUCUGACCUACUUCUGCUACUAGUAGUACUAGUACUAGUACUAGUACUAGUACUAGUACUAGUACUAGUGACAGGAAUGAGCCAUUAAUUAGUAGUGCAAUAACAAUUCAAAGAGGCAGCUAGUAGUAGUAGUAGUUGCUGUUGUAGUCAAGUUGCUCACUUUUUGCUUGUAUUCAAGCGCGGUUGAAUACUAAAUAAAUAUUAUAUUUGCGCACUAAGAAACACUAGUUAUUUUUUACUAAGUCCGGGACCAUGAUGGAGUACAUACCCUUGGGUACAUGAAUACAGUAUUCAGAAAUUGUAUUCUGGUCUCCAAAAAUUGUAUUCAGGACCGCAGCCGGGUUGUACCCAAUUUUGUCCACAAUACUGCUUGUUGUUUGGCUGAACCAGAAUACAACUCCAAACCCAAAAAUUGAGCAGAGUACAAAAAUGUAAGUACUCCUGGGAAAUGUUCCUACCAAUGAGGUACAUACUCUAACAAAUUUAUGUUUUCAACUGAGUUGAAUUUUGUGUUGUUUUUAUUUUAGGAUGAUACUCCCUUUUGCAAUCAUGCUAUUUCUUCUCUAGUAAAAGCAAAAUACUCUUCAUCAAAAACAACCCUUUAUGUACAAAUGUACMUAAUUUAUACGUAAAAUAAAGGCAAAGAACAGUGAUUUUGUUUUGAUAACAUGGUAAACUUCAUAAAAGAUGUAUCAUGGUUAGGACCAGGAGCAAUAAGAAUAAGGCAAGAACACCACCUGCUGUAUUAUUGAUGAGAUCGACGCCGCGGAGAAAGGGGGCCAAAGCAGAAGCUUGACACAAGCAGAAAGCAGCUGACACACGGAAAGAUCAUGGGGCCUGGCCAGAAUAUGCUCACAAAUUUGAAGAGGACAAAGAAACUCAGGAAUCCACAAUUGUGAAGAAGGAGUUAUUUGCUGCUUGUAACAGAUGGGGGAGAGAUGUAUCCUUUUGUCUGGAUAGAACACCCAUUGAUGUUGACAACCAGCAGCAAACACCCUCUUCUACCAUUCUACUGGAUGAACCAUCAGCUCUUCUUGGAAAUGAGUUACAGUGGAACUCGCUCCUCCCCCCAUUGCUGCACCAUUUCCUCCAGCAGCCGCUCCACCACCAUCAACCGUUGUAAGGAAUCCAUAUGCAAAGAGAUACAAGACUACUAGUACUAAGAACAACACUCGCUAACCACCACCUCCCUCACCCCUUGUUGGUGAUGCAACGUUGUUGGCCCUGCUGCCUCUGCACAACGAGCCCCCACCAGCAGCAGCACCACCACCACCAGCCAUAACAAUUAACAAACAAGUAAAGGAUCCUCCUCCAACGGCAGCACCGCCUGCGAAAGAUCCUCCUCCCCAACAGCAGCACAAUAAAGAACAAGACACAAAUAACGAAACGGCAGAAGACUUGCUCCUUAAGUAUGCUAAGACCAUUCAAAACAAUGCCAACACAUUCAAUACACUAGGAAGUGAUGAAUAUCAAGAUGCAGAGGCGAAUACAAAGAAGUAUGCAAAGACUAUCAGGAAUACUCAUCAAAAGUUUGUGGAGAUCAUUACUAAGAAUGCCACUAAUCCAGUCACCAAUGAUCCAGGAGACAAAUUCAUGUAUGAGAUGUUCACUAAGAAGGUACUGAUGGAAAAUGAACUAACUGAAGAUUAUCUAUUUUGGAGAAAAGAAUGCAGUUAGCAAGGAAAUGAUGGGUAGAGCUCUCAAAGUUUGGGCCAAGCACUUGAAGAACACUAAGACUGCUGGGGGCCGUUGGACACCAGCACCAUGAGUGUAAGGAUCAGACAGCUCUUUGUUGCUCUUCACAAGCAUGGCGUCCAGUUCUGUGAAGGAGAUUUCAAAGGAAAAGGGGGCUUUAUUCCUUUCAUCAAGCAUGAUUAUAACAGCAAGAAAAAGAAUGAUCCUUCCAUCAGAACCAAGCGGACUAAGGCUGAGUUUGAUGAGUUUGUUGAUGAAAAGUUUAAUAAGGUGUUAACUGAUGGUACCUACAAGCCUUAUGAGAAUAUGCACAACUUGGUGAAGCUUCUUGCAAUGGAACUUGGAAGACAGUUUGGAAUAAGGGGAGGGACUGAGCUAGUUGGUCUAAUGUGGACACACGUUCAUAUGGGAACCUUCAAAAAUGGAGCCAUGAGUGGACUGAAGUACGUAAUUAUUACCCCAGGAGGAGGCUUUGACAAGUCACACCAGCUGUUUCUUAAGAAUCCAACUGCAACAAAACAGUUUCCAUCAGUUGUUGAAGAUCCAGAGAAUCCAAACUGUGUUGUAAAGCUCAUCUUCUUCUAUAAAGAGAGGUGUGAUCCUAAGCAAGAAAGGCUCCUUUGCCACCCAAACUUGAAGCGGAACAAGAAGAAGAACCAUCCUAAUCCUUAUUAUUUCAAGACCAACUCCCCUGUUGGAAUCAAUGUGAUUAGGGGCUGGGUCAAAGAGUUUGCUGAAGUUUCAGAUUUCAAGGAUUGGGAAAAGUAUACUCCCCAUGAUAACAGGCACAGAUGCUGCACUAUCCUUGAGUCAAAUCUUGCUGUUCCUGAAAAGAUGAGGAUGAAUAAUCUUAGACACAAAAGUGCUAAGUCAGCGGAGCCUUACAUCCAUCAAAAUUCUGUUAUUCAAAGAACUGUACAAGUUGUCCUUCAAUGUGGCCUUCAUGGAGUGAAGAACAAGCCUCCAGCAGGUGAAGCCAUCAUUCAAUGGCAAACAGAGAAGCCUCCUUCUUCCUCAUGUGGACCGGCGCCCCAAACCAAUAAAGUAGUCGUAGCAGGAGAAGUAAUUAAUGCUGGCACUGGUACUAGUAAGAAGCUGCUCUCACCUGUUGGUUUUGCUGCCGAUUGGUGCAAGGAAAGAAGCUGCAAAAAGAAAGAAUGAAUCUGAAGAGUUUGAGCGGGCAGCCAAGAACAUCCAUUGCCAGCUAGAAGAAGCCCAGCAGAAGAUUGCAGAUCUACACAAGGAGAUUGAAUCCCUGAAUGUAGACUUGCAGAAGAAGAUGCUAUCAGAGAAGAUUCAGGAGGCAAAGGAUUUGUACAAGAAGAAGAAGGAGCUUGUUGCAUGGGAAAGAGAAAGAAGAUCCCAGCUUGAGAGUGAGCUGAAGAUGUCCCAGCAACUGAAGGAACUUGAGGAGGCGUUGUUAUGUGAAUGAUCACCCUCAUGACAGGUCUAUUUUGUCAACUGUGCAUAAUUGUUUUCUCCUUAAAAGGAGAGUUUUCCAGAAUACGGAUCAGAAUACAUAUGGACUACAUGUACGGCAUGAGUAGCUCGCCGAUUAUGUUAUCAUAUAAUCGACCACUUGCUGGAUUUUAGCAUGUAAUCACACGUGCUGGAUUACAAAAAGAAUACAUGCAAUUGCAUGGUAUUAAACCCUAGUUAUUUUUACUUAAAUCCCACACCUUGAUGAAUUACAAACCUGCAAAACGGAGUACAUGCAAUCCAAAAUUGUAUUCAGCCCUCUCCUAUGACAGAGCCUUAUUUUUUACUACUGGAUAAUGCUAGUAGUCAGGCUGCACCUGAAUACAACUCCGAAACCAUUUUUUUCAGUUGAGUACACACUCUAAGUAAUUUUUGUUUUCAAGCGUGAUUACAUGCAGAAAAUCCAACCAACUGGUCAAUUAUGUAAAUAAUCAACGAGCUGCUUUCCUUAAGUAAUCUAACUUCAGCCUCGGACGCGAGCUCCGCUCUUGUCCUCAUCUUCAGUUAGAUUACUUUGUGUAAUCCAUAUGUGUUCUGAUCACAGCAGCUUGCUGAUUAUUUACGUAAUUGACCAGUUGGUUGGAUUUUCUGCUUGUUGGGGUUGGGGUUGGUGGGGUCUGUCAUAGGAGAGCGCUGAAUACAAUUUUGGAUUACUACUAAUAGUACAUGUAGUAGUACUCCGUUUUGCAGGUUUGUAAUCCAUCGAGGUGUGGGAUUUAAGUAAAAAAUAAGUAGGGUUUAAUACCAUGCAAUUACAUGUAUUCUUUUUGUAAUCCAGCCUGUGUGAUUACAUGCUAAAAUCCAGCAACUGGUCGAAUAUUACAUACUAGUAGUUUCCAGCAGUGUUUUGCUUUGCUCUGGCCUAAAUCAAGAUGCAUUUUAUGUGUGCAUACUACGCGCUACGGGCAUAAUUUACAUUAUGAACAUAGUACAGUACAUACGUACCGUACAGUACCGUACGGUACCGUAUGGUGGCGGAAAACUGAACGUCACUAGGUAUUUUUGGUUAGAGAUGAACCACAGGUACAAUUACCACGGGGAAGCAAAAUCGGAACAAACGAAAACACAUCACAUCACACAUCAUCACAGUCAGCCAUCAAAAAAACUUCGUACGGUAGCAUACUUCGUAACGUAGUAUCCUUCUGGUCAACGCUUCGUCGUUCUGUCUAUUGAAGUGUGCUGUAUUCUUGUCGCACCCAUCACCUAAUUUGUUUUAACUCUGUUGUUCCUAGACCAGAACCAAAACCCAGAACUUAGCUUAGUGCUUGGGAUUUUAAGUCGAGUUUGACACUUUGUUUACACAAGAGUCGGAAUUUAAUUGCAAAAUUUUUGAGUCGGAGCUGCGUCCAAUUGAAAACAAAAAUAAAGGAUACAAUGAAGUGGACUUUUAACAGCGUAAUGUUGUCAACGAUCCUGUUCUCGACAGCAAGACAUGCGUUGGCAUUUGUUCCUGGUGUACAACGAGCGGCAUCUCGGCAAAUGGCCACAGCAGCAGGAUCUUCGUUCGCUUCGCGUUAUUCGAUGCCCAGAUCUAGCACCCCCGCACGAUUGAUGGCUACGGUGGCCCCUGAGAAACAGGCUGCCGAGGAUAAGGAUACAGAUAUUUUCGAUGAAUUGCCGACCAACGACAACGAUAAUGACUUGCUUCGCAUUCGUCAUUCUUCCGCCCAUGUAAUGGCUAUGGCCGUCCAAAAACUAUUCCCUGAGGCGCAGGUGACCAUUGGACCAUGGAUCGACAAUGGUUUUUACUACGAUUUCUUCUUCCCAGAAACAAUCGAUCCUGAAACCGGAGAAACGAUUGAGGCUCGGAAAUUGAAUGAUCAAGAUUUGAAAAAAAUCAAGAAGCAAAUGGAUAAGAUUAUCCAAAAGGACUAUCCUAUCACCAAGGAGGAGGUUACCCGGGAGGAAGCAGAACGAAGAAUUAAGGAAUUGAACGAACCUUUCAAGCUAGAGAUUCUCGAGGGAUUGCAAGAGCCUAUCACGAUAUAUCAUAUCGGAGAUGAAUGGUGGGAUUUAUGCGCAGGACCUCACGUCGAGUCGACCAAGCAAAUCCCGAAAAAGGCAUUGGCGCUUCAAAGUGUUGCAGGCGCUUAUUGGCGAGGAGACGAAAACCGUGAAAUGCUGCAACGCAUUUACGCUACGGCCUGGAAGGACCCCACUCAACUUAAACAGUACAAGAAAAUGAUGGAAGAAGCAAAGAAAAGAGAUCACCGCAUGCUCGGGAAAAAAUUGGAUCUCUUUUCCAUUCAAGAAGAUGCCGGUGGUGGUCUAGUCUUUUGGCAUCCCAAGGGAUCCAAGGUUCGCAAGAUCAUCGAAGACUUCUGGAAGACUGCCCACGAGGAGGAUGGCUACGAUAUUAUUUACACACCACACAUUGCCAACUUAGACUUGUGGAAAACUUCUGGACAUUUCGACUUUUACGGAGAGGAUAUGUUUGAUCAAAUGGACGUUGAGAAUGAACAGUAUCAAAUCAAACCGAUGAACUGCCCUUUCCAUUGUCUAAUGUACGCUGAUGAGUUGCGAUCAUAUCGGGAUCUUCCCAUUCGGUGGGGCGAGCUAGGAACUGUAUACAGGUGUGUGCUGAUUACAUGUUGCAUUUGUUGUGUAAAGCAUGUUGGAUAUAAUUGUUGUUCUCGACUCACAACAUAAAAUUUUUACCUUCGAUUUUCUACACAAUAGAUACGAACGUUCCGGAACGCUUCACGGUCUCUUCCGUGUGCGUGGAUUCACUCAGGAUGACGCCCACGUCUUUUGUCUCCCUGAACAACUCGAAGACGAAAUCGUUAAGGUUUGCGACUUGAUCGAGACUAUUCUGACGAAAUUUGGUUUCGACAAAUAUGAGAUAAUGCUUUCUACCCGUCCCGAAAAGGCCGUCGGUUCCGACGAGAUUUGGGAUGCGGCUACGAUUGCUUUGCGAGGCGCCCUCGAGAAGAAGGGCUGGGAUUAUGGCAUUGAUGAGGGCGGCGGUGCCUUUUACGGCCCAAAAAUCGAUCUGAAGAUUCGUGAUGCCAUCGGGCGUCAGUGGCAAUGUUCGACUGUUCAGUGCGAUUUCAACUUGCCAGAACGAUUCGGAUUAGAAUACACCAGUAAGGAGGGAACCAAGGAACGGCCAAUCAUGGUCCACCGUGCUAUCUUUGGUUCUUUGGAACGUUUCUUUGGUAUCUUGACGGAAAAUUGUGCUGGAGAUUUCCCAUUCUGGAUUGCUCCCGUCCAGCUGAAAUUGCUUCCCGUUACAGAUUCUGUGCAGGAUUACUGUCACGAGAUUGCUGCGAAAGCCAAAAAAGCAGGAAUCCGAGUUGAGGUCGAUCGGGGUACGGAGCGAUUGGCCAAACAAAUCCGCAAUGCUGAACAACAACGAGUUCCAAUCAUGGCCGUUGUAGGUAAUAAGGAAGUUGAAACAAACAAGCUUGCCAUCCGCAGCCGUAAACUUGGCGACCUGGGCUCUUUUGACGUUGACGAAUUAUUGGAGGAGUUGACCACAUGUGUUGAAAAUACCGUCGAAAUGACAAAAAUGGGUGAGGUGGAAGAAAAAGAAGAGCCUGCUUCGAAAAAAUAACUUGAGUGCACAUUCAUACGCCAGUGUGCUUUAAUUCAUAGAU